GAUGGAAAUACAAACGCUGGACAAAGUACACAAGCUCGAAGUAACGUAGAUACUCAUCCUACGACGGCGACACAAACCAGAAGUACAUCGCGUCAACAAGCGCAUUCUUUAAGUCUUGGAAUGAAUUUUCACCAAGGACUUGAAUUUGAUCCUUUCCUUCCUUGUAAUUCUCACCACGUUCGGCGAUUACCACCAGCAACAUCCCAUGCUACCACCUCUACAUCACAAAGAGUUCGACCUAGUCAAGCAUCAGCAACUGAAAGUCAGCCUCAGGCGCAAACAGCAACAACUUCGGCAACCUCAACUAGUAAUACUAAUUCUAUAAAUACUACGGCUUCAUCAUCACAAACAAGUCCUUUUUUGAGGACAUUGCAACAGACGCUAGGACAUGUUAUAGAAGGUCGACCGCAAACCACUUUUGGUACCAACAGUAACAUUGAUGCUCUUGAUCUUGUGAGGCAGAUGAUUUUGUUUACAGGUCCGAAUAAUGACCUGGCAACGGCAGCGGGGAGGGACCGCGAUUUAAAUAUUGAAGACGUAAUAUUACACUUUUCUCUAGCAGAGCUUUUGGAACCUUUAAUGUCAGCCUAUUCACAGGAUCCAAUGAACGAAGGAGUUUUUCUUCUCAACUUAACUAAAUGUGUGUUUCAAGACAUAACGCUUCUUCACUUGCAUCAUGGACAAUGGAAACCAUUUUCUCGCCGAAGAGUGCCGCUAAUGAUAUUUCUGGAAAAUACUUUUCCAGAUUCUUCUGCGGAAGACCUUCCAGAGCAAAUUAUAAACCGUGCAUUGUCAGAAAUAAGACCAAAAUUGCAGAGUUUGUUCGCAACAGCAGAAGUUAAUAAUGGUGAAAAUGGUUUGCGCAUAGAUAUUUGUGCAACUAUAGAAGCGUUGCUUCAACACAAUAUCAGACAUAUUGUACAAUUACUGUUUAAUAAUGAUAUCAGCGAUAUUACAUUCGCGCAAGAAACGUUCAAUAUUUUACAAAAUUUAAAAAAGCAAUUACUACCAGUUCUCCAAUAUUCUAUACAAGGUGGUUUGUCAGAAUUUGUGUCUAUGCUUGCACGGUUUGGGGCUGAAAGAGUGGAGUGUCCUGAGCCUCUUAUAAGAUCAUGGGCUGAGGAAUUCUUUGUUUCUGCUUAUCAUAACGCGACACAACCACCCGAUUCAGAAAUUCUGCCACUUUUAAUAUAUAAAGAUGUGCCUCGUUCUGAACCGUCAGAAGUGUCCUCAGAUUCAACGCAGCGCCCAAGUCAAGCACAGUCUAAAGUAGAGCCUACGAAGACCGAAGCCGUAGAAGAAAAAGCAAAUUUAGAAAAUUCAUUACCAGAUAAUAUUGAGGAAAUCCCAGAGACGUUUCCGGGACAUGAAGCGCUACCUUCAGAUUGGGUACCAAUAAUUGCUCGAGAUGUCGUGAGAUCACGUGGUCAGUUACUAACACAAGGAAUGACAAAUGGAAGUGUAACCACAUUCAGUGAUGCCUAUUUAGGUAUACUGCCCACUAAACGUCGUAAACUAAUUGAGCAACAAAAACCACGGUUAUUAGUCAGUACUACACCUAAUCAUUCAGCAAUAUCAGCGUCUCUGGAACGCUUAGUCAGAGAAAGUGUGAACCGUGCUGGCGUAGAGGAAGUUGAUGGUGCUGCAGUUGCUGUUGCCAAUGAUCCUGGCGUUAGACGUGCAUUCGGUCAAGCAAUCAGAGAUUGUUUGAAUCCAUGCAGAUGCGAAACGGCAGAUUUUCCAGAUCCUUUACGUUUCCCUAAUGCUACUAAAUAUUUUGUGAACCAAGAUAGGGUACCUAAAUAAUCAUCCAUUCUAAGAGAAAAUCAAUUUAUAUUAACUUAGAGUAAUUAUGAAGGCAACACACGUAGUUCUAAGGAAGAAAAAUGAAAUAUUGUACUUAACCCCUUAACCGUGGAGUUUUUUUGAACAUGUCAACACUGCUACCGAGAUUUUUUGCAAUUUAACGCACUUUAAUUUACUCUUUUUUCAAAAGUAGAUGUUUAUAUUUUAUAAAUAUAAUGAAAAAGGAAAUAAUAAACAAAUUUUUACAUAGAAAUUUUUGCAAACGCACCACAUGAUAACUAUCGCUGUUACGGGGUUAACUGAGACCAAUAAAGAUACAAGAUAUAUUCAUAACUUGUAAUUACGAUAUUGUUUACAGUUUUAACUGCAUUCAUUGUUUUGUGGAAUAUAAUAAUUUUGAUAAUUCCACUACUUCUAGAAUGAAGAAUUUCACACACGAAAAUAUAAUAUAAUCUAUCUGCUCGGUUUAAUUAACAUAACUUGUACGCUUGUGAAAGACGUGUAAUUUUUCAGUGUAUAAAUAAGUUAAUUAAUACUA
Molecule: messenger RNA, 2344 nt
Organism: Nomia melanderi (Alkali bee)
Lineage: Eukaryota; Metazoa; Arthropoda; Insecta; Hymenoptera; Halictidae
Source: RefSeq, a predicted model, not a curated record